Molecule: messenger RNA, 876 nt
Organism: Symsagittifera roscoffensis
Lineage: Eukaryota; Metazoa; Xenacoelomorpha; Acoela; Convolutidae
Product: probable transcriptional regulatory protein THEYE_A1868
Exons: 1
Coding region: 2-853 (283 amino acids)
Cellular component (GO): mitochondrion
Source: RefSeq, a predicted model, not a curated record
AAUGAUAAAGUUGGGACAGUACUUCGUUCCAUGCUUAGUCAGGUCACAGAUAGUGCACCGUGAUCUCCUGAGAUGUGUAUCUAUGUCAAGCCUUUUAUUUGCCGGACAUAACAAAUGGUCAAAGGUUAAGAAUAUUAAAAUACCAUUAGAUAUCCAGAAAAAUAGGGAGUUCCAAGUUGUCAUCAAUCAAAUAAAUACAAUUAUUGCUGAAACUAAAAACUCUGAUAUCGAAAAGAAUCAUAAGCUCAAAAGAGUCUAUGAACGCUCUCUGGAGGCAGGUUUUGGUAAAGCCAAGCUUUUGAAUGCCAUUCAAAAUGCAACAAAAGUUAGAGUAUCGCAGGAAAAUUACAAAAUUACUGCAGCUGCGCUAGGAGUUCAUUUCGUAGUGAAAACGUAUACAACCAUACAAGAAGAUGCAAUUGUGUUAAAUAGAAAGUUGCGGAAGUUCUGCGAGAAGGCAAAUCUUAAGAAGGCUAGUUUGAGUCUUUCCGAUGUAUCCCCAGACGAUGUUUUUGAACCCAAAGUGAUGGCUUGUAUCACAACUAACUCAGAGGAAUCUAUCGACGAAGAUAAAGCGUUUGAAAUUGGCUUGGACGCAGAAGCGGAGGAUGUAGAGUUCAAUGAAGAGAGAAAUGAGUGGAUAUUCGUGAAGUCAGGGUUGCAGCUUGAAAGAAUGAAAACAUUGUUAGAAAAACAGGCGGAUGUUGAGUCUUGUGAAACAGUUUUUGUUCCCUAUAUGCCCAUCACACUAUCACCGGAGAAUUAUGGGAAAGCAGAAUCUUUGUUUGUUGAGCUGAAUUCAUUUGAUCAUGUUACAAACGUUUUUAAAAAUUAUGUUGACGAUAUUUCAUGAAUAUAAGUUUAUUAUGUGUUUGA